AUGGAAUCAAAUAAUCCAUCAUCAGGGAAUGAUCAUAAUAUAUAUACUGAUAAAGUACUUACUACCAAUGAUACAUUGAUUCAUGGUGACAGAAGGCAGCUGUCUUCAAAAACUGAUUCUUUGAAUUCGAAUAUGUCAUCAACUCUAAACACACCAUCAAAACAAACGACAAGACUGAACACAAAUUAUAGAAUUGUAAGAAAUCUGAAAUCACUGUUAAGGAAGACAGCUGGUCUGGUUUACCCUUUACAAGAAUCGUCACAAACUUUAUUAAAUAGUUCAUUAGACUUUGGCACUACUAUUGUUGGUCCUGCCACAUCUCAACCUUCUUUACAAGACAUUCUCAAGUAUGCGAGUCUCCAUAAUAAGUCAUUGCUAUCGGAGAACAUAUCUCAAAUGUGUUAUACAUUACAAUCUGAGGGUGUGUUUUUAGAAAAAAUAACAAGAAAUAAGAGAAGAUGGUACUUGUUUAAAUUAGAUAGUGACAACAGUUCCUUAAUGUGGAAACAAGGCAACAAAAUACUGGAAUUGGACUCUAUAAGAGAUGUCAGAAUCGGAAAAAUGGCUAGUAAUUACCGUGAAGAGUAUGGUGUCUCAGAUAACUUCGCUGAUUUGUGGCUAACAAUAAUAUAUAGUGUGUCAAAUAAAUUGAAGGCAUUACAUGUUAUUGCUGAAGAUAAAGAUAGAUUUGACGCUUUUUUAAAUGUAAUUUGCGGAUUAGUGUCCAGAAGAAGGAAAUUAAUGGAAAGUAUAUCUAUCCCAGACAGCGAGAGGUUUGCAAAAAUCCAUUGGGAGACAACUGUUUCAGAACGAGAAGAAGAUAGAUCAAGUGAUACUCUGACAUUUCAGGAGGUUUCAAAACUUUGUAAAAGAUUCCAUAUUUAUUGUUCAAAGGAUCAUUUAUGGAAAAUAUUCAAUAUUGCAGAUGUAAACAACAACCAACUAUUAAACUUUAAAGAAUUUCAACAUUUUGUUGAAUUACUUAGGGAACGUAACGAAGUAAAUCACAUUUGGAAAAAACUUGUAAAAUCUAAUACAUCUAUGAGUUUGGAUAUAUUCUGGCAGUUCCUGAAAUAUGUUCAAAUGGAAGUUGUGCUUUCAAAAACUGAGUGCGAACUAUUAUUUAACAAAUAUAAAAAUAUGAAGACCAGAUUACUGGAUGAAGAAGCUUUUCUUCAGUACUUAAGGAAUGCUUCUUUUAUGACUGAUGAAACCGAAAAUUCAUUUGACUAUUCAAAACCGUUAAACCAUUACUUCAUUGCAUCAUCUCACAACACAUAUUUACUUGGUAAACAGAUAGCCGAAACUCCUUCUGUGGAGGCAUACAUCCAAGUAUUACAACAAGGUUGUCGAAGUGUUGAAAUAGAUAUAUGGGAUGAUGAAUCUGGGCCGGUGGUAUGCCAUGGAGUGCUUACAGCAGCUAUCCCUCUAGGAAAUGUUCUUAAAGUUAUUAGAAAAUAUGCAUUUAUAUCGUCUCCAUUCCCACUAAUCAUCUCAUUAGAAAUUCAUUGUGAUAGAAAUAACCAAAAGAUAACAAAGGAGAAGAUAGAAAAGAUAUUUGGAGGGUUAUUAUAUACUGAUGUAUUGAAUAACAAUGAUUUACCAUCACCUCUAGAACUCCGGCAUAAGAUUAUUAUAAAAUCCAAAAAGCCUAAACAUUAUGACGCUGAAACACAGACUUUCACAACAGAAAGUUCUUCAAAAACUGGUUCCUCGUCGAAUCUCGAUUAUUCAUCUACAUUUGGGAGUUCUAAUUAUGAUGAUUCUGAGGAAUAUACGUCUACAGGAAGCACCACUAUAAAGUCUCGCAAGUCAUCGAUAUCAGGAUCAAAACCAAUAACCAAUAUUCAACCGAUGUCACCAAAUGAACCUACAAAUUUCAACAGAAUUAAGAGAAUCGGUACUAUAACCGGACGUGUUGUAGUUAUUAAGGAUUUGAUAGAUAUAUCGGCAAUAUAUGGGGUAAAAUAUAGGAAUUUUUCUUUACCAGAAUCAAAAGCAGUGGCACAUUGUUUUUCUCUUAAUGAAAAGAAGGUUAACAGUAUGUGUAAAGAUGUUUCACUCAAAUUAUCUCUCGAUAAACAUAAUAGGAGAUAUCUUAUGCGACUUUAUCCACAUGUGUUCAGAUAUAAAUCUACCAACUUUGAUCCCAUAUAUUAUUGGAAAUUAGGUAUCCAAAUGGUGGCAACUAAUUGGCAAACGAACGAUUUAGGGCAACAAAUCAAUUUAGCUAUGUUUCAACUAACAAACCAAAAAAAUGAAAUUGCACAUUCGGGUUAUGUCUUAAAACCUUUAUCAUUGCGAUCCAAAGUUGGUAAAGUUAAUGAUUUGAUUUCGAUGUAUGAUCAAUUACAACUUGAAAAUUUCUCUGAACCCAAUGAAAUUAAAAUUAAAAUACUAUCAGGACAAUUAUUGCCAAAACUUGAAAACAAUUCUUCGAGUGAUAGUGACUUUGCACCAUAUGUGGUUGUUAAAUUUAUUAUUGAUGGAGAAUCUAUUAUGAAUCCAGUUCACUACUUAAAAAAUUGCACAAGAUUAUCAGAGACAGAGAUUAGAAGUGGAGCAUGCCCAGGUAAUGGUUUCAAUCCUGUUUGGAACGCUGAAACCAAUAUUACUUUAAGUUGUUUGAAUUUUAGCUUUAUUCAGAUCAUUGUGAAGACCAGCGAAACUACGUUAGCUUCUUGUACCAUUAAAACCGAGUAUUUGAAACGUGGAUACCGUCAUUUACCAUUGUAUAGUAUCGAUGGAGAACGAUAUAUCUUUUCUACUCUCUUUAUAUAUUCAGAAAUUACCCGUUCAAAGAUUGAAUGA
Maudiozyma barnettii is the source of this 2811-nucleotide messenger RNA. RefSeq names its product phosphatidylinositol phospholipase C (gene PLC1). Gene Ontology annotation, molecular function: calcium ion binding; phosphatidylinositol-4,5-bisphosphate phospholipase C activity. The coding region runs from base 1 to 2811 and encodes 936 amino acids. The record is from RefSeq and is a predicted model, not a curated record. NCBI's taxonomy places the organism in Eukaryota, Fungi, Ascomycota, Saccharomycetes, Saccharomycetales, Saccharomycetaceae. Gene Ontology annotation, biological process: lipid metabolic process; phosphatidylinositol-mediated signaling. The transcript has a single exon.